This is a messenger RNA of Chanos chanos (milkfish), 3342 nucleotides long. RefSeq names its product formin-like 2b (gene fmnl2b). Lineage: Eukaryota; Metazoa; Chordata; Actinopteri; Gonorynchiformes; Chanidae. Gene Ontology annotation, biological process: regulation of cell shape; cortical actin cytoskeleton organization; cell migration. Gene Ontology annotation, molecular function: small GTPase binding; actin filament binding. Bases 1 to 3342 code for a protein of 1113 amino acids. The record is from RefSeq and is a predicted model, not a curated record. The transcript is spliced from 27 exons. Gene Ontology annotation, cellular component: cytosol.
AUGGGGAACGCAGAAAGUAUGGAUGCACAGCUAACUGAUAUCAGGGCGAGGAACAAGCCCCCCAAACUACCCAUGCCCGACCCGGGGGAACUGGAAGAAAGAUUUGCCAUCGCCUUGAACUCCAUGAACCUGCCUCCCGACAAGGUGAGAAUUCUGCGGCAGUACGACAACGAGAAGAAGUGGGAGCUGAUCUGUGAUCAGGAACGAUUUCAAGUUAAGAAUCCACCCCACACUUACAUUCAGAAGCUGAGAAGUUUUCUGGAUCCUGCUGUAACCAGAAAGAAAUUCCGUCGGAGAGUUCAGGAGUCAACCCAAGUGCUCCGCGAGCUGGAAAUUUCACUGAGGACCAACCACAUCGGGUGGGUGAGAGAGUUUCUUAACGAAGAGAAUAAAGGACUGGAUGUACUGGUGGAAUACCUCUCCUUCGCCCAGUACGCUGUCACGUUUGAUGGUGACGCGGCAGAAAGCACUGCAGAGGUUUCCGUGGAGACUCCAUGGAGCAGAUCCAUAGAAGAUCUCCAUGGAGACAGCAAUCUGCCCUCGCCAGUCAGUGGCAGCAGUAUCCCACGGUCUACCCGACAUUCAUUACGGUCAAACACUUUACCCAGCAGGCGAACGCUUAAGAACUCGCGUCUCGUGUGUAAGAAGGAUGACGUGCACGUGUGUAUCAUGUGUUUACGGGCUAUCAUGAACUAUCAGUAUGGCUUUAAUAUGGUCAUGUCACAUCCACAUGCUGUCAAUGAAAUCGCUCUGAGCCUCAAUAACAAAAACCCCAGGACCAAGGCACUGGUACUGGAGUUGUUGGCUGCUGUGUGCUUGGUGAGGGGAGGCCAUGAGAUCAUCUUGGCCGCCUUCGAUCAUUUCAAAGAGGUCUGCGCAGAAACACAGAGGUUUGAGAAACUGAUGGAGGAUUUUAAAAAUGAGGACAACAACAUAGAUUUUAUGGUCGCCUGUAUGCAGUUCAUAAACAUUGUCGUUCACUCGGUGGAAGACAUGAAUUUCCGGGUGCAUCUUCAGUAUGACUUUACCAAGCUUGGACUGGAUGACUAUCUAGAGAGGUUGAAGCACACGGAGAGUGAUAAGCUGCAGGUGCAGAUCCAGGCUUAUUUGGAUAACCUGUUUGACGUGGGUACGCUCCUGGAAGACGCCGAGACCAAAAACGCCGCACUGGAACGCGUGGAGGAACUGGAAGAGAGCCUGUCGCAUAUGACCGAUAAGCUCCUGGACACAGAGAAUGAGGCCAUGGCCAAGAUCGUGGAACUGGAAAAGCAGCUGAUGCAGAGAAACAAAGAACUGGACUCCAUACGGGCCAUGUACCGGGACGCCAGUUCCCAGGUGCACAGUCUGCGGCGGAUGGUGCGGGAGAAGGACGAGGCCAUCCAGCGCCAGUCCAAACUGGAAAAGAAGAUCCACGAGCUGGAACGGCGAGGGAGCCUGCAGAUCCAGCAGAGGGGAGAGGGAGACGGGGAAGGAGACACCUCGCCCCUGCCCUCUCCUCCUCAGCCCAUGCCGCUCUCCCCGGGCCCCGAAGCCAUGGCUAUGGCCGCGGCCGGGGCCAGUGCGCUCGCUUACGGCCCGGGCGGCGGUCAGACGGGCACGCUCCGGGGGGGGGUGCCCACUCCACCCCCUCCGCCGCCACCGCCUCCACCUGUACCCCCUCCCUCAUGUUUUUCGACUCCAGUGCCAAACGGACCUUCCGCAGCCCCGGCCGCGCCCCCUCCUCCGCCCCCGCCUCCUCCCCCUCCCCCUCCGCCCCCUCCUCUGCCUUCUGGACGGGCGCCGGAAAUCUCUUCUCCCCUACCCCCUCCUCCUCCACCUGUUGCUCCUCCUCUCCCUGGUUGCGGCACGCCUACCGUCAUCUUCAACUCUGGCCUGACAGAUGGACCAAUCAAGCUCUUCUCCGUGAAGAUUAAGAAACCGAUUAAGACCAAAUUCCGGAUGCCGGUGUUCAACUGGGUGGCGCUGAAGCCCAAUCAGAUCAACGGAACUGUCUUCAACGAGAUUGACGACGAAAGGAUACUGGAGGAUCUGAACGUGGACGAGUUUGAGGAGAUGUUCAAGACCAAAGCCCAGGGCCCGUCCGUCGACCUCACCAUGAGCAAGCAGAAGGCUCCGCAGAAAGGACCGAAUAAAGUGUCUCUCCUGGAAGCCAACAGGGCCAAAAACCUUGCCAUCACGCUCAGAAAGGCAGGGAAAAGCCCCGAGGAGAUCUGCAAAGCUAUCCAGACGUUUGACCUGCGCACGGUGCCGGUGGACUUUGCGGAGUGUCUGAUGCGUUUCAUGCCCACCGAGGGCGAGGUGAAGGUGCUGAGGCAGUACGAGCGUGAACGCCGACCGCUCGACGGCCUCACCGACGAAGACCGCUUCAUGAUGCUCUUCAGCAAGAUCGAACGCCUGCCCCAGAGGAUGACCAUCAUGGCCUUCAUGGGCAACUUCAAUGACAGCCUGCAAAUGCUUACGCCGCAACUUCACGCAAUUAUCGCAGCAUCUGUGUCCAUCAAAUCAUCUCAGAAGCUGAAGAAAAUACUUGAGAUUAUCUUGGCUCUUGGGAACUACAUGAACAGCAGCAAAAGAGGAGCUGUGUAUGGCUUUAAACUGCAGAGUCUGGAUCUGCUGCUGGAGACGAAGUCCACAGACAGGAAGCUAACGCUGUUGCACUACAUCGCUAACGUGGUGAGGGAGAAGUAUCCGGUCGUGUCUAUGUUUUACAAUGAGCUGCAUUACGUGGAGAAGGCAGCUGCAGUGUCUCUGGAGAACGUCCUGCUGGAUGUUAAGGAGCUGCAGAGAGGGCUGGACCUGACCAGGAGGGAGUACAGCAUGCACGGACAUAACUCCCUGCUCAAGGACUUCAUCCACCACAACGAAGCGCGGCUCAAGAAGCUCCAGGACGACGCCAGGAUCGCCCAGGAUGCCUUUGAUGAGGCUGUGAAGUUUUUUGGGGAGAGCGCCAAGACGAUGCCACCGUCUGUGUUUUUCCCCGUGUUUGUGCGGUUCGUCAAGGCCUACAGGCAAGCACAGGAGGAGAACGAGCAGAGGAAGAGGCAGGAGCAGCUCAUGAUGGAGAAACUUCUAGAACAGGAGGCCAUGAUGGAGGAACAACAAGACCAACAGUCCCCAUCUCACAAGGGGAAGCGUCAGCAGCAGGAGUUGAUUGCCGAGCUGAGGAAGAGGCAGGGGAAGGAUAGCCGUCACGUCUAUGAAGGGAAAGACGGCGCGAUCGAAGACAUCAUCACAGAUCUCCGCAGCCAGCCGUACAGGCGAGCAGACGCCGUCAGGAGGAGUGCGAGGAGAACCGACGGACAGCAGCUCCAGCUGCUCGGCUUUGAGGUCUCCACCUGUUAG